UGGUUAUUUUCGUGGUUACGAGCAGAAUCUGUGUUACUGAAUACCUCCAAUAACGGGACAUAAUUGCAACGGUACAAACAUGGCCUCCGAGUCGGGCUUCAGACAUAGAGAUUAUCAAAAUGUCUUUCGUGUGACCGACGUAAAAGAAAGAAAGAAAUUGUUGGGUAAAGUUCUACAAAUUCCAGAAUUGAACGAAGAAGGUGAUUGGAGGCCUGGGAUACUACUUAGCAGAUAUUCACUUUAUUUGUAAACAGUGGAUUGGCGACUCUACUGUGGGAGAUAUUUCAAAAUUUAUGAAACGAAGUACAAGGUGAGCUAUUACCCUGAUUGGAUGUAGAUCAAGAUACAUACAUACUCACAUUUCUUGAAAGGAACCAUUAAGAAGAUACAUAUACCCAUGUAAUCAAUACAAGUUUCAUUUAACAUUUAUGCUAACUUUCAACUCGUCCAUCGAUGAGUGUUGUCGCUGCUGGUGUUAUGUGCUACCUAACUAUGGAUAAAAGGCUGGUUGAGGUAUUAAAAUCCAUUGCCUUAGCCACAUAUCAGCCUUUCCUUUUUUGAUCGUGAUUGACUUUGUGUACAGUUAUCCCACACUGUCCAAAAUCAUUCACUGUUUAGUAGAGUCUUUGACAUGUACAAAAUUUAACAAACAAAAUUCAGGACUCCUCGUACACAGAACAAAUGGUUUGGGUCCUAUGCAAGAAAAAUGUAACCAAAAUCUCAUGGCCGAAAGUGAAAGAUCUGGAUCGGCAAAAUAAGAGAUUCAAUCUAAAGAACUGGACUUGAAGGUAGUCAGUUUCUUAAAUUUUUAUACUGACCUAAAUUUAGUCUUUGUUGAGUCAUUUGUGCAUUUCAUUUGGAGCAAUAUUGGACAAAAAUCUCUCUUUUUAUUCCAAGACUUAUGCAAAAGUCACUGAUUGGCCAAAACCUUCUUGUAUAUUUUUCCAGAAAGUGAAAUCUCAUGACUGGUAUUGUGUUGCACUACAGUUUGUCUUUUUGCUGUUGAAUGACAAUAAGGUGCUUUUCUUUUUGAUGAGAUGUUAUUUAACCCUUAAACUGACUCUCAGAUCAAAUUUGUAAUUCUCCUUUCUGUCAGCCAUGCAAUUCUUAUCAUGUUAACUCAGAUAAUUUAGUAUUGAAUCAACUAAUUAUUCCCAAAUUGAUAUUUUUCUUAAUUGUCUUCACUUACCUGGUUGAUAUUGUAUUCAUAUUGUAAGGAGAAAUUCUGUCUUGGUCACUCAUGGGAGUUAAAGGGUUAAAGAGACAUAAGCUGUAGAAAUUGAUUACAAUUAGUCAACCAGAGCUUUUAAGUCCAUUUGCUGGCAAAGAGUGAGAUCUUAUGGGCAUCAAUUAUCAAGGGUGGGAUGGGGAAGAGGGUAUAGGGGCAUGUUCCAACAGAAAAUUGUGAAAAAAAUGAAAUAGCUGAGAUGUGCAUUCCUUUAAUCUGAGAGAAAAUUCUGCAGCUAAAAAGUGUGUGACAUGAGUGCAUAAGAAACAACUGAAGGAGUAAAUUAUAUUUGAAAGGAUAAUUAAUUAAUUGUAGGUACUUAAUGAAAGUACCUACGAGAAUUUGCGAUAACAGUUUGCUAUCGCAAAUUCAAUCAAAUUAAUAUGAAUCCUUAAAGGGGUGAGAAAUACUGGCUUUAGCUUGAGAGUGUAAGAUUGAAUUUGUUUGUGUGAGUCUCUUGCUCAAUGCAUGAGACUUGAGAGCUUUGAAUCAACUCAACACAUUUUGUUCAACUCAACAGCAAUUUUUUCUGUUGUUUCUUUUAUUUACCCAGUAAUUUACAAGGAAUUCUUCAAUUCAUGCCAUUUAUUUAUUAAUGCUACUGUAAAUUUUUUAGUGGGUAGGGAGGUUCAUUGUAAAAGGAAAUGACAGAAUGGGGGCUGGAAGAAUAAAAUAACAUUUCAAUAUUCCAAAAAGAAAAACAUUUCCAAACUUGAAUGUGUCUGUACUAUCUUUAGAAUAAUGUUCACCAACCAAGUGUCAAGCAUGAAAGCAAAAUCAAAAAUUGGAAUUUAAUACAAUUAAAAUAGAGAAACUUUAUUUUCAAGGGGUUUAAGAACAAAGAGACAAUUGUAAUGCUGUAAUCAAUGCUGUCUCCACUUCCUUUGGUGUAAACUUCACCAAAAACUUUUUUUUUGACAAGGAAAACCCCUUGAGGAGGCUAUAACACUGUUUUAAAAAACAGCUCAACAGAAUCGCCCAUUAGUCUCCUGCAAAAACAACCUCAAGUCUUUAAAGCCAUCCAGAAGUACUGGUUAUUAACCCUUUAACUCCCAGAUCAAAUUGGUAAUUCUCCUUAAUCUCAACCAUACAGUUCUUAUAAUGUUAGUUCAGAGAAUUUAGUAUUGGAUCAAAAAAUUAUCCCCAAAUUGAUAUUUUUCUUUAUUCUCAUCACUUAUCUGAUUGACAUUGUAUUGAUAUUGUAAGGAGAAAUUCUGUCUUGGUCACUCAUGGGAGUUAAAGAAGAUGCAUUUUCCUCUAAUGUUUUGUAAAAUGUUCCUCUUUAUUGGAGCAAUUAGUGCUACAAAAGAAAAGAUAGUUAAGCACAUCUAUUUCAUCAUGAAAUGGGUGAUCAUUAUACAGUUGAACCUGUAUUAAGCUGCACCAUAUUAAACAGUUACCCUGUAAUAAAGCAGUCACUUCUCAGUUUUUCUCUCCUUUAUUACUGUAAUUUUCACCUCUAUUAAGUGGUCAUGGUCAUCCUUGAUUGAGUCCCAGCUUCCUGUUUUUAUUGUUUUCUACUUGCAUGUGUUGAACAAUCACUUAAGCAGAACCUCUCAAAUAAAACUAGGAAUAGUACUUUGAGUUAAAAGGUGCUCAACAUAUUGCAAAUUAUCUAAUUCUGUUGGGACAAAUAUCAUGCACAAACAUUACACAAGUCAAUUAAAAUUUGAUUGAAGGGUUAAGGGGGCUAUACAGAAAUCUUUCUGUUGUCGUCAGUUAUCAUUACUUGACCAUUUGAUAUUGUUAUAAAGUCAUGAGGAAAAAUGUUUUAACACUUUGAACUUUUCACUCUCAAGAUCUCAUUAAUAAUUCUCCUUACUGUCUGCAGUACAAUUCUUAUGAUGUGAGUUUGGAGAAUUUGGUUUUGGAUCAACUAAUAAUCUGCUAAUUUAUAUUUUUCUUUAUUCUCAUCACUUGUCUGUUUUAUAUUGUAUUGAUAUUGUAAGGAGAAAUUCUGUCUUGGUCUUCACAGGUGAAAUCCUAAGAGUAACCAGCAUCUAAUUUCUCCUUACAGUAAUACUGCUGAAUCAAUCAUAAAGAUCAUGAGAAUAAAGGAAAUGAUCACCAACCUAAGAAGCUUUGAUUGUUAAACAAAUUCUCCUUGUCAGCACCUUAGGAAAUGUAUAGAGAGUUGUAUGGAGAAUAUACUUACUGAUGUAAUGGUGUGAAGGGUGAACAAUCUCUCUUUGUGGUCAGCAGUUGAGAUGCUAUGAUUUUCUUAGAGCAAGAGCAUCUAAAGUAUUUCUGAACAAUAAUUUUUGAUAAUUGCAGGGUUUCUUUCAUCUACGGCCUAAUGAUAAAUUUAAUUGUUAACUUGAUAAGGGAAAGUUGGUUUUCUUUAUUCUUAUCAUUUUUUAAACGUUAUUUAUUAUUGCCAGUCAACAGUGACAUGUGUAGGCUGUGUUUCCAAGGACCUGAUGAAGAAAUUUUUGGAAAAUUCUUAAAGGAUAUAAAUACUGGUUUUUCAGUUCACCAGUACUGUAUGGUAAGGAAUGAUUCCUUUACAAAUUUAAAAUUUUUUUGCAUGUAGUUCAGCCCUCUGUCCCUUUUAAUCUCCUUAACCUCUAAGAGUGACUAGAAUCUAAGUUCUCCUUACAUUAUCAUCCCUGAAUCACUCAUCAAGGUCAUGAGAAUAAAAGAAAUGAUCACCAACUUAGGAAGCUCUUGAUUGUUAUGCAAGUUCUCCCUGUCAGCACCUAAGGAAAUGUAUAGAGAACAGUUUGGAGAAUAUGCAUACUGAUUAAUGUCAGUGUGUAAUGGUUUAAAAGGCAGUUGUGCCUCAGUAACACUUAGGAUGUUGGGAACAUGGGAAUAGUUUGUAAAUCACUCACCUCCAGCCAGUAAUAAACAAACUUUUCUAGGCAUGUGCUAUCACACUGGUAAACUGAUAGAAAGCCCUGUCUAUUGCAUAAUGAAUUGUUUCCUGUGCAGUUUCUUUCCUCAGGACUGGCUCAGAGAGGAAAAGAUGAUGAAGAAUUUGAUGGAUUUUUAAUCAAGGACAUAAAGAAGGAAAUAUCAAGGGCAAAGAGACUGGUUAGUGGCUUAGAUGAAAUUUUAAAUAUGCCUUUAAGCCUGGAUCUCACUUAUGACAGAGUUGGGGUUGGAUUGGUUAUCAGAACCACACAAGCAUACAAUCUAGAGAAAAUCAAACCAAUAGAAUCAGAAAAAAUAUAUAGAUGCUGCUUACGGUACAACUUUGUUGCCUAAAAUGUAGUGAAAACUGGAUUGUUGGAGUGGUGAGUAGAAGACUGUUUUUGGCAGGAUGGAAAACUGGAUUUCAAUUGAAUGUCUUUUUCACUUCUGCUUGUAACUCCCAUGAUGUAGUUUUCCCUGAAUCAUAGGAGUCAGAGACAAGUGAAAUUGGAAGAAAAUGAUAUGAUGUAGUAAAAAUUGAAAAUCGCAAUUGUAAGCAGAGUUAUAAACUGAACAGAAUUAAAAUCAGAAGAGGUAGGGCAGUUUCAUUUUCUUCUGAUUUGGCUUAACCCUUUCACUCCCAAGAUCUAAUUAGUAAUUCUCCUUACUAUCUUCCAUACAAUUCUUAUGAUGUUAGUUCAGAGAAUUUGGUAUUAGAUCAACUAAUAAUCCCAUGAUUGACAUUCUUCUCUAUUCUCAUCACCUGCCUGCUUGAUAUUGUAUUGAUAUUGUAAGGAGAAAUUCUGUCUUGGUCACUUGUGGGAGUGAAAGGGUUAAGACUCUGAUGCUUAUGAUUCAGUGAAAACCCUCUUACAGUUCAAACUAUGACUUGGAUUCCAAUUCUGUCGCCUGCAAAAACCAGCCUUUAGAAAUCCAAAAUGCUAAAAACAGUCCUGGUCACUUAUUUGUCAGAUACAGACACUCAAGUCUCCAUCUUAGGCCACUAAACUUUCUUGUCAAUAGCCUUGAUGUUCAAUAGAAGAUACAGAAUAACACACAUCUAAUGAUUAAUUUUUUGUAGUUUCUCUCAUAAUGCAGUUGUUUGACCCUUUAACUUCGUAAAGUGAUCAAGAUAGAACUUCUCCUUACAAUAUCAAUAAAAUAUCAAGAAGAGAAGUGAUGAGAAUAAUGAAAAACAUCAAUUAGGAGAUUAUUGGUUGAUUCAAAACCAUUUUUUUCAAACUCAAAUGAUAACAAUUGUAAGGAGUGAAUUUAUGAAUUUUUGAUUGUUUAAGUGAAAGGGGUGUGCAAUGUUUUUCAGCUGCUCACUGAACUUAUUUCCAUCUGUCACUGGUGCAGCUGAAGUAUUUGAUUUGAGCCUGUACCUGUGAGAUUGACCACUGACCGGAAGAGCCUGCUGAGCUGCUUGUGAUGAAUUAUCUUAUAUUUUCCAAGAACUAUAUUAAUUGUCUUUAUGGUAUUGUUUAGUUUGGCUCAUUUCUUUGCAGAGAUGCAGUUUCUGCAGGAAGCUGGGUGCCUCUAUUGGCUGUUGUGAGGGAGGAUGUCGUGAAACUUUCCACUAUAAAUGUGGAAAAGAGAACGGAGCUCUGUUUCAGUUUUUUGAUACCUUCAAGUGAGUUUAUUUUCAGUUGUAAUAAUGUUCUCUUGCUUUGCACUAGGGCCAUAAAUCCAAGCAGAAAAUACCCAUUCCAUGACUUACAAUACAGAAUUUUAAUUGGGUUAGUAAAAGGUUUUUAACCCUUAAACUCCUAGAAGUGAUUAACAAGUAACUUCUCUCUACAAUAUCCUUUUACUAUCCACCAAACAGGUAAUGAGAAUACUCAAAUGUAUCAGGUUGAAGUUGUUCUCUUGAUCUAACACAAAAUUCUUGUAACUUAUUCACAUGGAAAUAGAGGAGAGCAGAGAGAAUUAACAAUCAGAUCUUGGGAGUUAAAGGGUUAAACAUGUAAUUGUUGCUUGUGAUUUCAGUAAAAUAGCUUAACUUUUUGAAAGAAACUCUGCAUCAGAAAGGCCAAAAUUUGAUGAACACUGUCAGUGGCAUUUAAUGGAUAUGUUAAUGAUAUUAAUAAUGACUGUCUUGAAAGGUUGCCUCAUCCAUAGGAGAUUUUUAGGCUAGUCCUGUCUGAAAAAUCUAGGACUUGAAAAAAAAAAGUGAAAAACAACUUAAGACUUUUAAGAAUAACUACACCAAGGUUAACCCUUUUAACUCCCAAGAUCAAAUUAUUAAUUCUCCCCUCAAGCUGCUACACAUUUCCUUGUAAAUUAGUAAAGAGAACAUGGUGGUAGAUCAAGAUAACAAAUUCUACCUGAUAAGUUUGAAUAUUCUCAUUACCUGUUUGCUGGAUAAUGUAAGGAUAUUAUUGGGAGAAGUUUCAUGUUGAUCACUUCUGGGAGUUAAAAGGUUAAUAAAACAGAGCUACCAAAAAACUGCAAAGUCUCAGUUUUCUGACUUAAAUUACACUAAAAUUCUUAAGAUAGCAUUUUUGAGAUGGCAAAUAGUUUCACUGGUCCUGAUUAUUAAUGGAAUCUUGUUCCAUUCAGUAAAUAACAAAUUAAAUGAGUGUGACUGGCCCUUACUGCCAGAAGAUCUAACACGAUUUGUUUGAUAACAGUGGACUAAGGAGCCAGAACUGAAAAGAUAAUUUUGAUGAUUGUUGUGAAUGUUGAUUACUAAAUGUAGCAUCAAUAAUAAUAUUUACCAUAUUUUGUCCCUUUGUGUUACACCACAGUUCUUUUUGUCGGCAUCAUCGCCCAACCCAGGAUGUGGCAUUAAAAAGAAACCAAACCUUUCCAAUCUGUUUGUGUGAAAUAGAACAGAAGAAUAAGUCACCUGUUUAUGAUAUUCCUCUUGUCACACCUUGCUGUAGAAGGACGUGGUUUCACAACAAAUGUCUUCAG
Molecule: messenger RNA, 7003 nt
Organism: Pocillopora meandrina
Lineage: Eukaryota; Metazoa; Cnidaria; Anthozoa; Scleractinia; Pocilloporidae
Source: the annotation of a GenBank genome assembly